This is a messenger RNA of Vitrella brassicaformis, 1476 nucleotides long. NCBI's taxonomy places the organism in Eukaryota, Vitrellaceae. The record is from the annotation of a GenBank genome assembly.
UCACGCGCCUCUGCCCCUGCCCCUCCCUGCCGCAUCAGCGCUCGGCGGCGUCACCACCGGCUGCCCCUCGGUUGGCGCAUUCUCCUCCUCCUCGGCGCCCUGGCUGCCGUCUCGGUCGACCUUGGCAGCAGCGAAGAGGGAGAGGAGUCCGAAAGUCAGCGAUCCGGGCAACUCUGACCCACACCACUCUACACACCACUCUACACACACCACUGCCCGCCGUUCAGUUGCUGCCGCCCCUCCGCGCCGCCGCCCGUGUGUUGGGCUUGGCCUCCACCUGCAACCUGCGGAAGGUAUCCGACAGGCGCAGGUGGCCGAGCGUGUUGCGGUCCGUGCAGUAGCGGGCAGCAUUGCGAAGGCGGCGCUCGACGAAGGACGACUCGCCCUCGUUGCCGCGGCGGGGGCAGGGGUUCUCCUUCUCAAACCUGAAGAACAUACAGCCAACGCAUACACCCGUCGCCCAUCGGUCCAGAUUAAUUUGUGCCUUUCAUGAUUCGCUAACUUGUCCAGCACGUGGUCGAGUUGGGCGUUGGUGAAGUCCCAGCCCUGCGGCACUUUGCCGUCGCUGCCGGCCACUCCGAAGAGCGCCGGCAGCAGGCCGAGGCCGCGGGCAGGGUCCGACAACAACCACGCCAUACUCAGCACCUCCUCACUCCACUGCCCCCUGACCACACAACAGACACACACACAGACAGACGAUGACUGAUUGAUUGCUCGACUGACGACUCCCGUGGCGCCCUCACACUUACGGGAGGAGGGGACCGUCGUCGAGGAUGCCGCUGAUGAAGGGCGCGUACGUCUCCUUGUCGAUGUGGCUGUUCGCCACCUUGUCCCUCGCCCUCUGCACCCUCUCCUCCUCUCCUUCCUCCUCCUCCUGCCUCUUGGUGGCGUUAUCAUCGUCGCGUGACGGGCGGUCUUCUCCUCGCAGCUCGGCCGUCUCUUGGUGGUCCAGGCCGAACAGCUCCUUGAUGGUGCCAUAUCGGCCCGGCAGCUUGAUGUCAGGCUGGCAGUCGACGGUCCUAAUCCACCAGUGCCCACCUGCUUUGUAGAGUCCUACACACCCGUCGACGAUGACAGGUUGCAGCCCCGACUCUUGAAUGAUCAGGCAGAUGGGCACCACUACACACCACCAUCAGAUAAUUAUGCACCACUCCCACCUGAGACGAACACACAUACAGAUACGACAGAGGGUUCCUCUUUUGCACUGCACCCAUACAUGCAUCUGUGCAUACACGCGGCCAGGUCUUACUUUGGGCAGACGCGCCAGAUGAUGAUGAGGGUGUCGAUAAAAACCCACAAAAAAUAAAGGGGCCCUUGGUGUGCGUCUGGCCGUCACCUCGGGGUAGUCCAACACAUGGGGGAUGACGCUCUCGAGCUGGAGGGUGACGUGCUCGUUGGUGCGGUGGUUGCCGGCGCUAAACCACAGGAAUCCCACAAAGCCAUGGGGUGCAUCAUCGCUGCGGGUCCGCUUCUCAU